ACCGAGCCCUAUACCUACCUGCAGCUAGAUCCUCCGAGAAGGGUGGAAGUGAAUCUGGAGCAAACAGGAAGUGAACCUUGAACGAGCAUGCCUAGUUUAGCAUCUCGUGCCUAUUUGUCUUCACCUUUCGAGCAGACUUUUUCCUCCUAGGGAUCACAUCAUCUUCCACUAUGGGUCUAAGCAGCAGUAUUUCGGUCCAGAAAACCUUGUAUGAGGUUUUAUCUGUGAGCGAAGACGCUACGUAUGAUGAAAUUCGUGCAGCAUACAGGUCUGCUGCUCUGAACACACACCCUGACAAGGCACGGACACCUCUCGAGUCAUGUGUUCUUUCCGGUGAGCAACAGGAAUUUUCUAGUGUGCAGAAAGCAUGGGAAAUCCUACGCCAUCCUACAUCUAGAGCAGACUACGAUAAGCAGCUGCAGUCAUCCAGACAGAACAUCGAGAUCAUCGCAUCUGAAGUCCAAGUCGGGGAUAUGAUCAUUGAGAGCACUGCCGAUGCCGAUACUGUAGAGCUGUCGUACCCAUGCAGGUGCGGUGAUUACUUUUCCAUCACUUCGUGCGAGCUUAGCGGGAUGGGAAUUUCCGUCAGUGGAGAUGGAGAUGGAGAGGUAGAGCUGCAGGCGUCCGAUUCUCCGUCGGCUUCCGUUGUUCUGGGCUGCGGCUCUUGUUCUCUCAAAAUACGGUUGGUUUUAUAGAUGGAACUCCAUGAUAUAUAUUGUGUGCGGCUCAGCAAUGCUCACUUUAAACUUUAGCAGCCACCACAUGUUUCUCAAACACUAUGCCUCCUGGUCUGCCGAAAUCAAAAUAGUGCAGCUUAACCUUGCCUGUUCCUAUUUCCGGGAGAGAUGUCGAGUUUGUAACCUGAUGGUGGUUGCGUUGUGAUAAAUGACGUUUUUUGACCGUUGUUAUCAGCUAACCACCGCUGUCGAAUCCAGCUGCUGGGAAAUCCAAAGUUGUUCCGGUGGUGGUUAUUCGGUAGAUGAGAUCUUCAGUUAA
Messenger RNA from Zea mays, 996 nucleotides. RefSeq lists its product as uncharacterized. Gene Ontology annotation, molecular function: metal ion binding. NCBI's taxonomy places the organism in Eukaryota, Viridiplantae, Streptophyta, Magnoliopsida, Poales, Poaceae. The transcript has 2 exons. The record is from RefSeq and is marked validated. The coding region runs from base 171 to 695 and encodes 174 amino acids. Gene Ontology annotation, biological process: protein histidyl modification to diphthamide. Gene Ontology annotation, cellular component: cytosol.